AUGUCAGGAAUCAUUUUAACUUACAGUUUUUAUUUCUCUCUCUCUCUCUCUCCCUCUCUCUCUCCCUCUCUCUCUCCCUCCCUCCAUCUCUCUCUCUCUCUCUCUCCCUCCCCCCCUCUCUCUGGUUUCUAUACCCGACAGUUUGACAACUAUCGAACGUUUUUCUAUCUACCCUUUUCCAGGAUGGAAUAUGAGUGCAUAGCAGUGUUAGUAGCUUCUUUUAGCGUCGGGAAGAAGCCUGCGGAAGUAAUAGCCUGGUUUGGGUUCGAGAUGACUAUGGUCAUGGACAUUUGGUGGAAGUGGAAGGCGUGUGAUAACAAGGACAAGUUUAUUGCCAAACGAAAUGCCCACAACGUUCGUUCUUCGGCUGUUAGGACCGACGAGUUCGUCGCCGCCGUCAAGGAGACAGUCGACAAUGAUGGAAGCCAGAGCUACGCCAAGAUCGCCGCUGACAUGGGCUGUCACAAGUCGCCGAUCUGCCGAAGGAUCAAGAAGGACAUUGGUUACUCCUCCUACCGCAGGUAUCACCGCAUGCUCACCACGAAUGCCUCCAAGGAGUCGAGGAAGGUUGAUUCUGUUCAUAUUUAUCUAUCUAUCUAUCUAUCUAUCUAUCUGAUUACAUUCGUUUCUUUUCUUUCUUUCUUUCUUUAUUUCUAUCUAUCUAUCUAUCUAUCUAUCUAUCUAUCUAUCUAUCUAAAUACAUUCCUAUCUAAAUACACCUGUUUCUUUUCUAUCUAUCUAUCUAUCUAUCUAUCUAUCUAUCUAUCUAUCUAUCUAAAUACAUUCCUAUCUAAAUACACCUGUUUCUUUUCUAUCUAUCUAUCUAUCUAUCUAUCUAUCUAUCUAUCUAUCUAUCUAUCUAUCUAUCUAUCUAAAUCAUCCUAUCUAAAUACAUUCGUUUCUUAUCUAUCUAUCUAUCUAUUAUCUAUCUAUCUAUUAUCUAUCUAUCUGAUUAAAUUCCUAUCUAAAUACACCUGUUUCUUUUCUAUCUAUCUAUCUAUCUAUCUAUCUAUCUAUCUAUCUAUCUAUCUAUCUAUCUAUCUAUCUAUCAUUUGUUGUGUUUAG
This is a messenger RNA of Acanthosepion pharaonis, 1065 nucleotides long. The record is from the annotation of a GenBank genome assembly. Lineage: Eukaryota; Metazoa; Mollusca; Cephalopoda; Sepiida; Sepiidae.